AUGAACCCUUUCUGCUGUGUUUGUCUCACCCUUGGAUCCUUCCUGGGACUUCUGGGACUCUGGCUGGAAGAAAACCGCAGGCAGCUGCUGACCGCUGCCAUCGUCUUUCUCAGUUUCGGGAUCGUCGUCUCUUCUGUGUGCUUGGUGAUCGACGGCGUCUGCAUUGCCUUAAAUAUGGACAUGCGGCCACUGAAAGCAGGGAGAUGUCAGUAUUACAGCAGCGGCAACUGCUACAUCUAUGAGAAUUUCUACACUUCUGUGUCGUGUUGGAGUCUAAAGGAGUCUUGUACCAUGACGGUAAGAAGUGGAACCUGUUACUGCUGCGACCUGUAUGACUGCGCCAAUGGAGGCUACCUCAGCAACUACUAUGAAUUUGUUGGAGUAGAAAGCUGUGAGGAAGUCUUUACAGUGUACAUUUUAAUUUGGACCCUCGCCAGCCUCAACCUCGUGGCCUUCUUCACAGGAAUACUCACCACAGCAGUGCUGGGCAGCAUUAGAGCGUUGUGGAGCAGCAGCCCUGUGGCUGAUCCCUCUGAGAAAACAGCAUCUUCCCCAACAGCUCCUCUGCUGAUGGACGCCAAUAUACACACAGCACACCAGCUCCACCCAGUCAAUGGAGGAUCGUCGUUUUGCUCUUCAGCAGAGAAGGCCAACCCGCCUCCCUUCGCCCCACUGGCCGGCGUGCCGCCUUGCAGAUCCCACGGCAUGUCUGUGUGGGCAGCAGAUUCACGGGAAGAUGCUUCGUUAUUGUUGGGUGCAUUUUAAACAGCAAAUGCAGCUUAAAGCGGACAUGCAGAAGUUUAAUGGAAAGCGUCUGCAGCUACUUUACAUUAUAUCCAAAGAAGAAAACAGCUUACUUAAAGCCCUUGAGUGUCAAAUGUUUGCAAAUGCAGUGCUUUGUCCUAUAAAUCUUUUCAUUGUGGACUUUGUGCGUAAAAGGCUUCUUUUUUUCCCCAGACACCAGGCAGUUAAAACUUUGCGUGACCUAAAUGUCUCAUAGAAGAUAUAUUGCUGAUAUUACUCGAUGAUGAAUAAACAGAUUG
Neolamprologus brichardi is the source of this 1043-nucleotide messenger RNA. Lineage: Eukaryota; Metazoa; Chordata; Actinopteri; Cichliformes; Cichlidae. The record is from RefSeq and is a predicted model, not a curated record.